This is a messenger RNA of Frankliniella occidentalis (western flower thrips), 2497 nucleotides long. RefSeq names its product GMP reductase 1. The coding region runs from base 145 to 1194 and encodes 349 amino acids. Gene Ontology annotation, cellular component: GMP reductase complex. Lineage: Eukaryota; Metazoa; Arthropoda; Insecta; Thysanoptera; Thripidae. Gene Ontology annotation, biological process: nucleotide metabolic process. Gene Ontology annotation, molecular function: GMP reductase activity. The record is from RefSeq and is a predicted model, not a curated record. The transcript is spliced from 6 exons.
UGAGUUGUCUUCGGCAGUGUCAACUGGCCGUCGUCUGCUGGCGAUGCGGAGCAGCUGAAAAACGGUGUCUUCCUAAAAAUUGAAGAUAGUCUUUUAAUUUGUUCUUUCAGCCAAAACCCGCAAAAUCAAAAUACUCUUUUAACGAUGCCUAAUAUUAUUAAUGAGAUAAAAUUAGACUUCAAAGAUGUUCUACUUCGUCCCAAAAGAAGCACUCUUCAAAGCAGAUCAGAGGUUGACCUAUACCGCGAGAUUACUUUUAGGAACUCCAAGCAAUCGUACAAAGGCAUACCAGUUAUUGCCUCUAAUAUGGAUACCAUUGGUACUUUUGAAAUGGCUGCUGUUCUUGCCAAGCAUGGGCUAUUUACAACAGUACACAAGUAUUACACCCCUGAAGAGUGGCAGAAAUUCGCUGAAGUUUACCCAAAUGCUCUUCCCCAUGUUGCCGCUUCAUCUGGUGUAGGACAAGCAGAUUUUGAAAGACUUUCCACAGUAUUAAAUGUUAAUCCUGGAGUCAAAUUUAUCUGUCUGGAUGUUGCUAAUGGUUACACUCAGAAUUUUGUUGAAUUUGUCAGGAAAGUUCGAAAUGCUUUUCCACAACACACAAUCAUUGCAGGCAAUGUUGUUACGGGGGAGAUGGUUGAAGAACUAAUUCUUUCAGGGGCUGAUAUUGUUAAAGUUGGAAUUGGGCCAGGUUCUGUUUGCACCACUCGCCUGAAAACUGGAGUGGGUUACCCACAGCUUAGUGCUGUUCUUGAAUGUGCUGACGCUGCUCAUGGUCUUGGUGGCCACAUUAUAUCUGAUGGAGGUUGCACUUGUCCUGGAGAUGUUGCAAAAGCUUUUGGCGCUGGAGCAGAUUUUGUCAUGCUCGGGGGAAUGCUGGCUGGCCAUGAUCAGUGUGGUGGAGAGAUCAUCACUAAAUCUGAUGGGAAACAGUACAAGUCUUUCUAUGGAAUGUCAUCAGAUACUGCAAUGAAGAAACAUGCUGGUGGGGUUGCUGACUACAGGUCAGCUGAGGGUAAAACUGUUCAAGUCCCUUAUAGAGGUGAUGUUGAGUGCACAGUUUUGGAUGUGUUAGGAGGCUUGCGAUCUGCUUGCACAUACACUGGUGCAGGACAGCUCAGAGAACUUUCCAAGCGAGCAACGUUUAUCCGCUGCACACAGCAAGUAAAUACUGUUUAUGCCAAUUUGGGCUAAAGUGUCCAUAUGCAUCAAAUUUCAGUUUAAAUUUAAGAGUUUGGGAAGAUGGACAAAUAUUUAUGUUUUUCUUCCAAAAUCUUAUCAUUUCUACACAAAGAAGCACAACUAUUUAUUGGGGUUUCACUUUACCAUUUUAUUAUUAAUGUUAAUUGGUAGAAUUAAUUCAUUUUAACAAUUUUGUGAAAGGUGUUGUUUUUAAUUUAGUUUUAAUAGUAGGUUGUGCAAAAUUUUGUUUGAAGUCUUGUCAUAGUUUUAUAUCUAUUUGGCUGCGAAACCUACAUUGUUUUCUAGAGCAAAGUGGAAAGGUAUAGGUGAUAAUCUUGACACCAAAGAAUACUGCUGUUAUUGAAAUGUCUGUCUAAAUAUUUAUGCAAAUAAUGACUUAUAUGCAAGAUGAAAUAAGACUGAAGUCUUUAGAAGUUGGGGGAAUUUGUUUAUCUGUGAACAUCUGACUGAAUACCAAUAAGUGAGAGACUGCUGGAGAUUAAUUUUCUGAAACUACUAGUCAAUGAUCAUGCAGUGCUAUUAAAAUGGUCUCAAUUCACAGGGUAAUUUUGAAUAGAAUUACAGCAUUGAUUCCUGCCUUCAUGUUUCUAACCAUGUUAGAUAAUAAACAGUUUUUUUUUAAUUUCCACAGAAAACAUAUGUUCUUCUUAAUAUUUUCUUAGUCACUGCUCCUCAAUACAAGAUUUUUUUUUUAGAAAAAGGAAGUGCUCAAAUAUCUACCAGAAAUUUAACUUGCUAUGUUUUCAAUCUAGUCUGAAAAAUUUGGUGUAAUGCAUGAUGUCAGUUUUUAAGAUCAGUGGAUGAACUAAGUCAGUAUGGCAAUAUAGAUAUAUAAAAUAUUAUUUACUCAAGUUUGAGUUUGGUAGUAUGCUCAAAAGCAGAAACAAUGUCUAUUCUAUUCUAAAGUGUUGGGGUUUACAAGAGUGCUUUUUAAGUUACUCGGCAUUUAACUAACAUUUCUUUCCAUUUUCUGUUCCUUUUAAGUUGCACUAGUUUACAGUUUUUGUUUGCUUUGUGGGUUCACUACCUCUAUUGUACAGGUAUUGCCGAAUUUGUUGUUCUUGCUAAUUAACCACUCCAGGCCUUCAAGCGAGUGUAGCUGACUAAUCUCUUCUCUAUUGUGAAGUUCAAGGCUAAGGACCAGCUUGAUUGCUCAUUGCUGUGAUAAGUUAUAGGAUGUGGAAGGUAUGGCAGGGUACAUGUACUGUGAUUUUCUCCCUGGUUACACUUUGAACUACUCAUGUCAAACUUCUGCAUUUGUUUCAUAGAAUAUUAAAACUUGUCUGUUCGACAA